Messenger RNA from Lutzomyia longipalpis, 886 nucleotides. Its product is annotated as acylpyruvase FAHD1, mitochondrial. The transcript has 3 exons. Gene Ontology annotation, molecular function: acetylpyruvate hydrolase activity. Lineage: Eukaryota; Metazoa; Arthropoda; Insecta; Diptera; Psychodidae. The record is from RefSeq and is a predicted model, not a curated record. Bases 152 to 802 code for a protein of 216 amino acids. Gene Ontology annotation, cellular component: mitochondrion.
CGUUCAAGCACAAAUACAAACGCCUUCGACAUGACUACAGAGCGCGAGUAAAUUGAUUAAUUUUCCACACUCUAUCGAUCAGUCAAAUCUCGGUCGGCAAAUUGAGGAGCUCGCUCAUUUCUAGUGCCACGACAAAAGUGAAAGUACCACCAUGUCUCAGGUCAAUCUUCAGCAGUUUGUAAAGAAUGGACGGAAGAUUAUUGGAGCUGUUCUCAAUUACAAGGACUGCAUCACAGACAAUGCCCCCGAGGCUCCAAUUUUACUCCUAAAGAGCCUCUCGUCGUACGUGGAGGAAGGAAAUCCCAUUCGACUGCCCAGAGUCUUCACAAAAGUCUACCAUGAGGUUGAAUUGGGUGUUGUGAUUGGGCAAAAGUGCAAGAAUGUGUCAAUUGAGGAGGCGAACAAGUACAUCGGUGGCUACUGCCUAGCCCUGGACAUGACGGGCAUGUGCUUCGUUGGUAAAGCACGAGAAAAAGCCCUACCCUGGGAUCUGGGAAAGGGCUUUGAUACAGCAACUCCAGUUAGUCGCUUCAUAUCACCCCAGGAACUCCCUGAUCCCAAUGAUAUUCGUCUCUGGCUGAAAGUCAAUGGGGAAAUGCGACAAGAUAAAUCUUCCAGCUUCAUGCACUUCAAAAUCCCAGAACUCAUCUCGUAUGCCUCCAAAUUCAUGACCCUGGAGCCUAAUGAUGUGAUUCUCACGGGAACUCCCGCCGGAGCGGCACCAGUAAAGCACGGAGAUGUCAUUGAGUGUGGUAUUGGGAACAUUCUUCAGCUUAAAUUCCCCGUUCAGGAUGAUGAUUAGGACACAAAAAACAUUUCUCCAGGGAGCAGGGAAAAAUAUCUGCCUUUGUAAAUUACAAAUAAAAAUUAUAUUUUUGUUACAAAA